This is a messenger RNA of Phaeodactylum tricornutum CCAP 1055/1, 2210 nucleotides long. RefSeq lists its product with no specific name. Gene Ontology annotation, molecular function: ABC-type transporter activity; ATP binding; ATP hydrolysis activity. The transcript has 5 exons. Gene Ontology annotation, cellular component: membrane. The record is from RefSeq and is a predicted model, not a curated record. Lineage: Eukaryota; Bacillariophyta; Bacillariophyceae; Surirellales; Neidiaceae. The coding region runs from base 187 to 2112 and encodes 641 amino acids.
AAUCAGAACCAUAGGAUCUAGUUUCCAGUAUACCUGGUAUGCCGUGCAAACUCGUGAAGGCCUUUUCGCUCCAGCGAUGCGGACAAUCCCCACAAAACGUCGACCUUGAAUAUUGAUAUACAGAAAUUGCGUUGUUGAUCAGCCGAAAUUUGUGUGUUCAUACCACUAACCUACUCUACUCGUACCAUGACUGAUAACGAAUACGACAAAGCCGAGGAGAACGAGCCUGUGACGAUGGAGGAGCCGGGAGCGAUUACGCAACCGAACGCGAGAAAUCCCCGGAGACUGCACUCGGCGCAGUCUAGCGGGAUGGAAUCGUCAGUCUUGCGCUUCAAUCUCAAUUUCACGGUAGGAAGUAAAGGGAAGCAGAAGGCUAUUCUCUCCGACGUGGCCGCGACGGUCAAGUGGGGACACGUAUUGGCGAUUAUGGGGCCUAGUGGAGCCGGAAAAAGUGUAUUGAUUUCGGCAUUGACACUGGACGCCCUCUUUGGUCGGACUGAAGGAAGGGUUACACUCAAUGGCGUGCCUUUGACGGACAAGAUUUUCAAGUCGCACUGUUACACCGUCGUGCAGCUCGACCAACACUGGCCCUACCUGACCUGUCGCGAAACCCUGCGCUACGCGGCGGAGCUCUACGACGUGGCCGCCAAGGAAGACAUUGACGCCGUCGUGGACGAAAUUGUCCAGAAAAUGGGUCUCGACGUGUGCGUCGACACAAGAAACGCUCGUUUGAGCGGUGGUCAGCGUCGGCGUCUUUCGCUCGGUAUCGCGCUCCUCAAGCAGCCCACGUUGCUCUUCCUCGACGAACCGACCACUGGUUUGGACGCAGCCUCGGCGGAAAAUAUUAUGCAAGAAAUCGUCCGGGUGGCUAAAGAAGAGAAUUUGAUUAUUCUCUGUACCAUCCAUCAGCCAUCGACCAAGGUCUACCAAGGUUUCGACGAAGUCAUGGUAUUGUCGAAAGGCCGUGAGGCUUACACCGGGAACGUCAAAGAAUCCGUUCCGUAUUUCGAAAGCAUCGGCUACCCGCUUCCUCCGCAAACAAAUCCUGCCGAACACUUUCUCGAUAUGGUGAAUGCUGACUUCUCGGACGACGCUGAAGUUGACCGCAUUUUGGACACUUGGCAAGAAAAGCGUCCAGGCGCGGGCUCUUCGCAUCACAAAAAGGGAUUCGGUGGAGUCGACAACGAUGAUGAGGGUCAAGAGGGCGUUGCCGACGUCAAGCGCGCUCUCUUGCGCAAGGAAAUUAGUAUCAUGUUCAGUCGGCAUUUGAAACUCAUGAUGCGGGAUCCUGUCCUGUAUUCGGGCCGAGCGGUGAUAUUCUUUGUAGUUACUUUGCUUUUUUCACUGGUAUACUUGAACGCUCGAGACUAUUCUCAGGAUCAGGCUUUGAACAAAAUGUGGAUCGUACUUUGGCUGGUCUCGGUCCCAAGCAACAUGGGUGUCGUAGCCGUGUACGCUCUGAACGAAGAGUUCAAAUCGAUUCUUCGCGAGUCCAAGAACGGAAUGGCGAGUCCUCUGAGUUACGCCCUCGCUAAAACGGUUCUAGUGAUUCCCAUCAUGUUUGUUUUUGCUUUAUUCGCUCUGGUAAUUGCGUCAUUCGUCGUAAUCGACAUGCCUUGGGACACAUUCGGCGUUGCCAUCAUCAUCUACGCUGCCACCAUGUACGUCUUUGAAUGUGUCGCGGAAUGCCUGUCAGUAUGGUUUGAAAAUCCGAUCCUUGGAAUGCUCCAGUUUAUGAACUUUUGGUUUGGAUCCUUUCUGUUUGCCGGGUUCUUGAUCUCCAAGGAUGAUCUUUUCUGGCCCUUUACUUUGUUCUACUAUAUCAUGCCCUACGCCUACUAUCUCCGAAGUUCCAUGUAUAACUACCUGAAGGAUACGACUUUUGACUCGUGUGAGCCCGGCACGAGUGCAGGCGUGUGCGUCCAGUCUACGAGCGGAAGCGAUGUACUGGGUGGGAUCAACUUGGUAUACAAUGUCGUUGAGAAUGAGGACACGAUUAGUGCGGACAUUGCUACCCUGAUCGGUAUUGCAAUCUUCUAUAAAAUCCUGUAUAUUAUUGGAGUAGUCUACAAGUCGAGCCGUGUGACGACAAUCCACGAGGCGGCGAAGUAAAAGCUUGGAAAUAUAUGUCACUUACAUCGCGGUAUCUAUAAAACCUAAUCAAUAGUAUUUGGAAUAACGCAAGUGCUUGACCUCUCUCGUGGCUUCUA